AUGACUAAAUUGACAGAAUGGAUCAUUUUUGCUGGAGUAGCCCUUUCGCUCUGGAUUACCCCAUUAACAGAUAUCCUACCUCUUAAAGUAUCCUACAAAGCCAAGGAAGUAAUAUGGCCGGUAAUCACGGGAACAUUUUAUGAAAGAGUAUCGGGCUUUCAAGACCUUUGAAUUGUGGCAAACAGCGAACAUAUUUUACUCAUAUUUGCUUUUAUUUAUCCUUUGCAGAUGCCAAUUUAUGCUCUCAUUGUAUUUGGGGUGAGUUGAUAUGUUAUGCGUUUCUUAUCGAGUUUAUAUUUGUCCGUAGGUUAUGUUAGAAUUAUAUAUAUUUUUUCCUGUUACAGUUUUAUUGAUUUGAGUUCUUGUUUUUCCCUUCAGUGUUAUUCUUUGGCAACUAUUGGAUAUCGAGUAGCAACUUUCAAUGAUUGUGUAGAAGCCUCUGAAUCUUUAAAACAGGUAAGGAGCUCGAAUUGUACUAUUUUCCAAGUUUCUGCCCUAUUUGCAAGGUUCUGGUUUUGAAUUUUUACCAAGUUGCUUUUGUAACCAAGGAGACCUGUUCCUUCAAUAUUGUAUGGUGGGAAUGUGCAUUGUUGACCUUCUACAAAGUCGAUAUGGCUGGAUAUUCGCCAUUUAGACAUUAGAAGCUUUUUUUUUAACAAAGGAUAUAUCUUUAUAUGUUGGAGAAAAGGAUUUACUCCAAAAAUUUGCCAAAUGUAUUCUCGAGUUUGGUUGUGGAUUUUUUCUUACUGACUUCAAACUUGGUUACAAUCCCAUUGCUUUAACUUUUUACAGGAGAUAAAUGAUGCAAGACAGGACUUGUCAAAAAAAGGAUUCAAGUUUGACUGA
Pocillopora meandrina is the source of this 846-nucleotide messenger RNA. The record is from the annotation of a GenBank genome assembly. Lineage: Eukaryota; Metazoa; Cnidaria; Anthozoa; Scleractinia; Pocilloporidae.